This is a messenger RNA of Fusarium keratoplasticum, 1491 nucleotides long. RefSeq names its product MFS domain-containing protein. The transcript has 7 exons. Gene Ontology annotation, biological process: xenobiotic detoxification by transmembrane export across the plasma membrane. The record is from RefSeq and is a predicted model, not a curated record. Gene Ontology annotation, molecular function: fluconazole transmembrane transporter activity. Lineage: Eukaryota; Fungi; Ascomycota; Sordariomycetes; Hypocreales; Nectriaceae. Bases 1 to 1491 code for a protein of 496 amino acids.
AUGGCGCACCUCUUUCGAACGACGGCCUUUGGCGCCACGGCACGAGCGAUAUCCGGCGACCGACUCCUGGCAUUCCCAACCGACAAGCACAAAUAUUUGGAGAGUCAAACCUCAAACUCAUCGCAGGGUGAUGAUCAGAGUUUGGUGGUUGUUGGAUGCAUGUAUACGUUUACAAUCUACUGCGGAUCCUCCAUCUAUGUCCCUAGCACCGAACAGGUUACGGAGUCUUUUGGAGUUUCGGAAACUGUCGCGUCACUGGGUCUGGCUCUAUAUGUCCUUGGCUAUGGGCUUGGCCCGUUGCUAUUCUCGCCCUUAAGCGAGAUGCCCUACAUCGGUCGAAAUCCCAUCUACAUAAUCACCUUUGCCAUAUUUAUAAUUCUUUCCGUCGCUGCAGCUUUGUGUCAAACAUUUGCUGGUUUCCUUGUUGUCAGGUUCCUCCAGGGCUUCUUUGGUAGCCCAUGCCUGGCAACUGGAGCUGCAACCUUGACUGACAUGUUCUCGGUUAUCUACAUUCCCUACAGUCUUGCGGCAUGGUCUGGCGCAAUGUAUUGUGGCCCUGCGCUGGGACCUUUGCUCUCUGGAUUCUCUGUCACUGCAAAGAGUUGGCGAUGGUCAAUGUGGGAGCUCCUCUGGCUCUCUGGCUUCAUGUUCAUCCCGCUCUUCUUCUUCCUGCCUGAAACCUCGACACCCACACUCCUGCACUAUAAGGCCAAGCGUCUUCGAAAGGAAACGAACUCUACGAGAUAUGUCUCAGAAGCCAUGAGCUCCAACGGUAUCUCUCGCAAGGAUAUUGCCAAGAUGGCCUUGAUAAAGCCGUUUGAAAUCACUCUCAAGGAUCCAGCCAUCGCUUUUGUCAAUAUUUACACUUCCUUCACAUACGGCAUCUAUUACUCCUUCUUCGAAGUCUUUCCUCUCGUGUACCCAAAGAUAUACGGCAUGAACCUCGGCGAGUCAAGCGCAGUCUUCGUCUGUGUCCUCAUAGCUUGCCUUCUAGGCGCUUUCCAAUACUGCUCAUGGUACCGCAUCUUCACCGAAAAGCGCUUCAAAAAGCUAGGCACUUUUGAUUCCCCAGAGACAUACCUACGCCCCGGACUUGGUGGAGUCUUUGGUGUCACGGCUGGCAUGUUCCUAUUCGGCUGGGCUGCUCGAGACUCUAUCCAUUGGGUUGUUCCCACCAUCGGCAUUGUCAUGUAUUGUGGAUGCGGAUUUGUUGUUGGAAUCGGCAUCUUUAUAUACUUGCCGCUAAGUUAUCCGCAGUACGCAGCCAGUCUCUUUGCCGCGAACGAUGCAAUGAGGAGCUCAUUUGCUGCUGCCGCUAUCCUCUUCGGGAGACCGCUGUAUAUCAACAUGGGUGUUGCAAAGGGGUGCAGCCUGCUGGGUGGCUUGAGUGUGUUUGGAGUGAUUGGCUUCUGGUACUUGUUCGUCUAUGGCGAAAAGCUUCGCAAGAAGAGUCGAUUCACUGUCCACGACGAGAGCCAAGAUGCUUCGUAA